This is a messenger RNA of Oryctolagus cuniculus (rabbit), 2652 nucleotides long. RefSeq names its product SH3 domain binding protein 2 (gene SH3BP2). Gene Ontology annotation, molecular function: SH3 domain binding. Gene Ontology annotation, biological process: signal transduction. The record is from RefSeq and is a predicted model, not a curated record. Lineage: Eukaryota; Metazoa; Chordata; Mammalia; Lagomorpha; Leporidae.
UCGCCUGGACUUGGCCUGUCCCUAGCCGCCUGGGGCCAGAGGCACACCCCUCUGUUGGGGCAGGGUCUGCUCUGGUGGGUGGUGCUGGGGCAGCGAGCACCCUGUGUGGGCGUCAGCAUUGGCUUUGCCUUGAGGUUUGCUGCAGAGCUGGCCAAGUACUCGGCGGCGGCCACAGGGGGCACCAGCAGGGAGUUUCCUCCCAGGGGACCCAGCCGGCUUUGCACUUGAGUGCCAUGGUCUGUGACCACAUUGAGGGGCGGGAGCCAUGGUGGUUGGGGGCUCAAACCCACAGGCCGGGUAGCGCUGACGCGGCUUCCAGGCUCUCGCAAGGUGGAAGGCAGGAAGUGCUGGCCCAGGGAGCCAGCAACCGGAAGUCUCGGACAGGGAGGAAGCCCUGGCGCCACAGGCCCCACUUGCAGAGAGAGUGAGCUGCGGACGCCACGAGCCGAGCAGCAGGUCGGGCAGCCGGGGCCUCAGGGCUCACAUGCUGGGGAAGUGCGGACCACAGCUCUGCCCGGCUGCCCGGAGCCCCAGGACCCCUGCCCCCAGCAGGUCACCAGGCAGGAGGAGAGCCAUGUGCUGGGUCAGUGGUGUCAGCUUCAUGGAGGCUGAGGAGACGCACUGGCCCGUCCCCAUGAAGGCCAUUGGCGCCCAGAACCUGCUAACCAUGCCUGGGGGCGUGGCUAAAGCCGGCUACCUGCACAAGAAGGGCGGAACGCAGCUGCAGCUGCUCAAAUGGCCUCUGCGCUUUGUCAUCAUCCAUAAGCGAUGCAUCUACUACUUCAAGAGCAGCACCUCGGCCUCCCCGCAGGGCGCCUUCUCCCUCAGCGGCUACAACCGGGUGAUGCGGGCAGCCGAGGAGACGACAUCCAACAACGUCUUCCCUUUCAAGAUUGUGCACAUCAGUAAGAAACACCGCACAUGGUUCUUCUCGGCCUCGUCUGAGGAUGAGCGCAAGAGCUGGAUGGCCUUGCUGCGCAGGGAGAUCGGGCACUUCCAUGAGAAGAAGGAGCUGCCCCUGGACACCAGCGACUCCAGCUCGGACACUGAGAGCUUCUACGGUGCAGUGGAGCGGCCUGUGGACAUCAGCCUGCUGCCGUGCCCCACGGACAACGAAGACUACGAGCGUGACGAUGAGGACGACUCAUACAUGGAGCCCGACUCCCCUGAGCCCACGAAGCUGGAGGAGGCCCUGACCUACCCACCUGCCUACCCGCCACCGCCAGUGCCCACGCCCAGGAAGCCAGCCUUCUCCGACUUGCCCCGUGCCCACUCCUUCACCUCCAAGGGCCCAGGCCCCCUGGUCCCACCCCCACCCCCUAAGCGUGGCCUCCCGGAUGCCUGCCCCGCCCCGGAGGACUCCCAGAGGGACCUGCUGGGCCUGAGGAGGCCUGAGCCCAGCCUCAGGGUGCCCGCUACUCCCCGAAGGAUGAGUGACCCCCCUCUGGGAAGCAUGCCCACUGUGCCCAGCCUCCGGAAACCCCACUGCUUCCGGGAGGGCGCCAGCCCCAGCCCCAGCCCGGAGUCCUGGGUCCCUGGUCACAGUGCCGGCUCUGCCUCCAGUUCGGCCGUCUCAGCUGCUGUCACCUCCAGGAACUGUGACAAGCUCAAGUCCUUCCACCUGUCUCCCCGGGGGCCACCCACCUCGGAGCCCCCUCCUGUCCCGGCCAGCAAGCCCAAGUUCCUGAAGAUACCUGAGGUGGCCCCCCCGGGGGAGGCAGCCAGGGCUGGACUCUUUGUGCCCCCGGUGGCCCCCAGGCCUCCUGCACUGAAGCUGCCCAUGCCUGAGGCCGCGGCUCGUCCCGCAGUGCUGCCCAGGCCAGAGAAGCCACUGCCCCCUCGCCUCCAGCGGUCGCCCCCCGAUGGGCAGAGUUUCAGGAGUUUCUCCUUCGAAAAACCCCGGGCGCCCUCACAGGCUGACACUGGAGGGGAGGACUCCGACGAGGACUACGAGAAGGUGCCGCUGCCCAGCUCGGUGUUCAUCAACACCACGGAAUCCUGUGAAGUGGAAAGGCUGUUCAAAGCCACAAGCCCCCAGGGAGUACCCCAGAAUGGCCUGUACGGCAUCCGAAACUCUUCCACCAAGUCUGGGAAGGUUCUGGUCGUGUGGGACGAGAUGUCUAACAAAGUGAGGAACUACCGCAUCUUUGAGAAGGACUCCAAGGUCUACCUGGAGGGUGAGGUCCUGUUCGUGAGCAUCGGCAGCAUGGUGGAGCACUACCACAGCCACGUGCUGCCCGGCCACCAGAGCCUGCUGCUACAACACCCCUACGGCUACGCCGGGCCCAGGUGACGCCUGCCCACAGGGCUGCUGGACAAAGGUGGCCAAGGGUGCCGCGGCCCCAGAGCGUGUAGAUGGAGACUGAGUGGGAGGAUGAGCCUCUCCUGCAGACAGCUUGUGGAGUUCGGCCAGGCCGCACCUAGCGGGCUCCAAAGGACCGGAGGACUCUGCUGCCCCACUCAGCCCUGUACUGUCGUAGCCUCCGGGAGCUGAGGCCCCGCACCGAGCCCUGCCUGGGCGUUGAGGACAGGAGUCUGGGCAGGGCUGGGCAGUUGACAGGGGCCUGGGCUGGCCCUGGGACCUCAUUGGAACACUAAGACGCAGGCUCCAGGAGGGGCCGUUGCCUUCUAAUAAAUCAGAGCUGACCUUCA